This is a messenger RNA of Haliotis rubra (blacklip abalone), 685 nucleotides long. RefSeq lists its product as uncharacterized. Gene Ontology annotation, molecular function: polysaccharide binding; hydrolase activity, hydrolyzing O-glycosyl compounds. The record is from RefSeq and is a predicted model, not a curated record. Bases 190 to 579 code for a protein of 129 amino acids. NCBI's taxonomy places the organism in Eukaryota, Metazoa, Mollusca, Gastropoda, Lepetellida, Haliotidae. The transcript is spliced from 3 exons.
UCGAUGCUCAUGCUGUUGACCACUGGACUGUCUGGUCCUGACUCAAUUAUUUACAGACCGCCGCCAUAAAUCUGGAAUAUUCCUGGGUGCGGUGUUAACAAACCAACCAUCUGCAGGUGUUACUCCGCUGCUAUAUAGGGCCAGGUGUGUGUGAGAAACGACAUCUCGCAGAUCCGAGACAGUGUGAAAAUGAUUGGAAACUCGUGGAGGAUAGCUACGAUCACAGCCCUGUGCAUGUUAUGCAUGCUGCAAGGGGUGUUGUCCGACACGCCCCUCGUAUUCACGGCGUCAUGGCCAACCGGACACAACGGGAAGUUCUGUGUUCCCGUGAAUAGGGAGCUGUACGACUGGCGGGUACACCUCGUGUUCAGUCAACCGGUGACGAAAUUGAUUUUGUUCGAAGCGGAGGUUGUUUCAUCGCUAAACAACGGCAAGGAAUACAUCAUCCAUAACCAGAUCUGGAAUGGCGUCGAACAUACGGGCGACCAGAUAUGUGAAGGGUUUGUCGCAAACACAGACUUCAGUGUUCACAGUCUAUCUGGCCAUGCAUUCCUGGAAGGAAAAAGUGCUUCUAGCUAAACCUUGCCCCUCCGGCGUCUCGGGAACAAGACGUAAAUUGUAAUAAAAACGCAAAUUAUAAUACUUGCAGCAAAUUAUAAUAAACUUGACGUAAAUUGUAAUAAAA